CAGCCCGCUGCCAAGGCAAAAUGGCCGCGUCCAAUCAUGUCGUUUAACGUCACGAAACCAGAAGUACUUUCCCUGUCAGUGGAGACUUGUUGUGAAUGGCAAAGCAGGGCUUGGUUCGUCUCCAUUUACCACCAGUCCUCUUCCGCAGCAACAAUGUCUCCCGACGAGCUGGUGUACUUGGGAGUCCUCGCAGCCUCCAUCCCGCUUGGAUUCCUUUUCCGUUACCUCAGUCCUCCCGUAAAGCAGGGGGCUGCUAUGCUCCUGGGUCUCUCCAUUACGAUCACUACCUGUCAAGUGCACACACUCCACUCUUUGGUGACGGUGAUUGGAACCUGGAUUAUUAUCAAGAGCAAUUGGAGGCUCGCUCCUGCUUUGAGUCUCACCUGGACCUUUUUAUACCUCCUCUUCUUCCGGUUGGUCACAUGGUUUGGUUUGCCUGCGCCGACACCUUUUGCCAACGCCGUCCAGCUGCUUCUCACGCUCAAGAUGGUGAGCCUAGCCAACGAGGUGCACGGCUUCCACGUGGAGAAGAAGAAGGAAGUGAGCUCCUUCAGCAGGUCUUCGGCGGUUGGUCGUCUGUCUCGGGAGCCGUCCCUGUAUGACAUCUUGUCGUACAGCUACUGUUAUGUGGGUGUCAUGACAGGCCCUUUCUUUCGCUUCCAAACUUACACCGACUGGCUGGAGCAGCCCAAACCGCUGGCCCUGCCCGGCUGGGAGCCGUGCCUGCAGCGACUGAAGCUGGUGCCCGUCUUCGGUGCGCUCUUCCUGGCCGUCAACUCCGCCUUCCCACUGGCUUACGUCCGCGCCGACGAGUUCAUGGAUCACAAUUUCUUGUUCAGGUUCUUCUACAUGAUCGUGGUGUUUUUCGUGUUCAGGAUGCGCUUCUAUGCCGCGUGGUGCGGCGCAGAGGCCGGAUGCAUCAGCGCCGGUCUGGGCUGCUAUCCAGAACGGGCUCAGUGCAAACCGGGCGGGGGACCCACCGUCAGCUACAGCCCCGAGUCGCUGGCUGAGGAGACGUACGACUUUAAAACCAUCCAGAACAUCGACUGCUACAACACGGACUUCUGCGUGAAGGUGCGGCACGGCAUGCGUUACUGGAAUAUGACUGUGCAGUGGUGGCUGCAUCACUACAUCUACCCCAACGCCCCCUUCAAGUCCUACACGCUCAGGGCGGGCUGGACCAUGUUCAUUAGCGCCUACUGGCACGGUGUACACGCCGGAUACUACCUGUCCUUUCUCACCAUCCCGCUUUGCAUCGCCGCCGAGUCGGCCAUGGAGGCGUCGGUGCGAGCCCGACUGGGCCCGCGCGGUCAGAGCGUCUUCGACUGGGUCCACUGGUUCCUGAAGAUGCGAGCUUACGAUUACAUGUGCAUGGGCUUCGUGCUGCUCAAAGCCUCCGACACCAUCGCCUACUGGUCGUCCAUCUACUUCGCCAUGCACUUGCUGGCCGUCGGCUGCAUAAUUGUGGGCCGGGUUCUCGGGGGAAGCAGGAGAGCAGACAAGAAGACAGACGCUGAGAAGACAGAUAAGUCAAAAAUUAAUGACGAUAAGAAUGACAAACAUGACUGAAUGGAAUAUCGCUUGAUGGAGCUGGAGUUUCAUUUUGGUGGUGCCCUGAGAUACAACUGAGCCACCAUACGGGUUUAUCAAGAUACGAGCUGCCGCUGUGCUGAUUUUUGGUGACGUUGAACUCGACUCGAUCCAUUUCAAAAGAAGCUGUGGUUCCAUCAAAGAAGGGUUCAAGCAGUUUAUUGCCAUUCCCUGUUGAACUAAACGUGAAACAAAAAGAGUCACAUCACUUUGAAUUAUCAUAAAAUCAAUUAUGGGUCAAUUUUAGCUCUUUCAAAAUUGGCAAAAAGCGGCCGAUUUGAACUCAUUUCCACCGCUGUAAGAUUUUAUCCAUACUUCAGGAGAAAGCACUGUACAACAGUCAAAUGUUCUGUCUGUAAUUUAUAUAUUUUAUUGUUACAAGUUUUAAGGGACCCCCCCCAAAAAAGGAUUCAUUAGAUUUUCUUUCAAUUACUUGAUUAUAGAAUUUUAUUUUGCCAAAUAUCAGAAUCUGCCUAAAGAAAUUCCAUAAUGGUUCGUCACGCCCUAAUUAUUACGGAGUCAGUUUUGAAACUUUUUUUGUGUCCGUAUUAAACUGCCUCCAUGUGGUUGUAUUCUGAAGAAGCACAAUCUCCAUCAGAACUGCAUGACUGUGAAAAUCAAAAGUUUUGUAAAUAUCUAAGGGUCCAAAUCUUGCGCACCUCUCCUCACUGAACAUCUUUUUUUUGAUAACCGAAUCCUCCAGUCUGUUAACUUGUGUGUUUUUCUUGCUGCGGCACUUCCACUGCGAGUCAUGUAUGUUACCUGUCAUUCAUAUGGCUUAGAAUCGUUCAUAUCAACACAUAUACAAUACACUGCCUUGACAAAUGUCUUUUUAUGCGCCGUUGGUUGAACACUCUGAACUGCAACUGCCUGUUAUCACUCGAUAUUUUCUUCCCGUGUACAAAAAAGUGAUUUUUUUAUUCAGUUACUGUUGGUACAGUGAUCCCUCGCUACUUCGCGUUUCGUUUAUCGCGGCUUCACUACAUCGUGGAUUUUUUUUCCAAAUUAAAAAAAAUAUUUAAAAGUCAAAAUAAAACUUCUACAUUGGGAAAACAUGUGUCUAACCUUUAGGACAAUGUAGUAUUGCUCCAAAUGUUCGUUUACAUUACUUUAAAAGUCUGUUUUCGCGAAUUAGCAUCUUUCCGCUAACUCGUUAGCCUGCCCAGUACUUCUUGUUGGGGACCGUACUUCGCGGACUUCACUUAUCGCGGGUGGUUUCUGGAACCAAUUAUCCGCGAUAAACGAGGGAUUACUGCAUUUUCUUGUCAAGUCCCAACUUCAGCAUGCAGUGGAAAUAAAAAGUCUACACACCCCUGGAAUAAUGCCAGUUUUUUGUGAUAUUUCAGUUUCCAGAAGUCAUUCUCCCCUUAAUUAAAUUGUACAGGUAAUGUCAAUGAUGUAAAAAAAUUGUUUGUUUUAAAAAAUGCUUCAUCUUCACCACAAAAAAAAGUGGCAUUUAAAUUGGGGUGUGUUAACUUUUUAUACUCAGUGUAUAUUGUACACGAUAUGUUCCCAAACCGAUUUUUUUUUUAAUUUGGACAGGCACAAUUUCCCUCUAAGUUCAAUUGAGUAUUACUACUUAUUAAAUAAAAUGAAUGGGAACAA
Molecule: messenger RNA, 3195 nt
Organism: Syngnathus typhle (broad-nosed pipefish)
Lineage: Eukaryota; Metazoa; Chordata; Actinopteri; Syngnathiformes; Syngnathidae
Gene: mboat7
Product: membrane bound O-acyltransferase domain containing 7
Exons: 9
Coding region: 37-1569 (510 amino acids)
Biological process (GO): phosphatidylinositol biosynthetic process; lipid modification
Cellular component (GO): mitochondria-associated endoplasmic reticulum membrane contact site; membrane
Molecular function (GO): lysophospholipid acyltransferase activity
Source: RefSeq, a predicted model, not a curated record